Messenger RNA from Exserohilum turcica Et28A, 1119 nucleotides. RefSeq lists its product as uncharacterized. Bases 1 to 1119 code for a protein of 372 amino acids. The record is from RefSeq and is a predicted model, not a curated record. The transcript is spliced from 2 exons. NCBI's taxonomy places the organism in Eukaryota, Fungi, Ascomycota, Dothideomycetes, Pleosporales, Pleosporaceae. Gene Ontology annotation, biological process: carbohydrate metabolic process.
AUGCUAUCGCAAGACGUCGUUGAAAGAGCCCUGAUCAAAGCCCAACAAAGUGCAUCGCACAGCUGGGAAUACAGCACAGUGUUUGAGGCUCUACUUGAAUAUCACAACCCACAGCUCAGCGUCUUCCAUCACGACCCGUUUCCGCAUGGUCAAGUGCCGCGAGUGUCGAUCGAAGAAGUGGAAGCAUUGCGAUAUGUAAGACUGCACAUCCGGACCGAUACUGCAGGGCUGAGUGAUGGCAAUGGGUCUUCGGCCGACCCCACAUCUCUCUGUGUUGCCGCACACCUCUUCUCCCGCAGCCCUUCGCUGCCAGAGCAAGCCCGCGCUGCAUACCACAGAGCUCUAUCCCAGCAGCUUCUUUCUCUACUCACCCGCUCCCCGCGUUUCCCCAAUGGCGCCAUAUCUCAUCGCGACGCGUACCCCUCGCUAUGGGCCGAUUCCAUAUACAUGGUUCCGCCCAUACUUGCCUAUCAUGGCGUGAGCACAUGUGACAUCGGCAUGGCCAAGGAGAGCGUCCGCCAAUGCCAAUUGUACUGCGAGGUGCUAGUUAUGCCAAGCGGUCUAUGGCGACACAUUGCCAAUGAAGAGACGUCAGCAAAGCAUUUUGAUGCCAAGACUGACGAUGGUGCAUGGUGCACCAGCAAUGCGUGGGCAGCGGCGGGAAUGGCGCGUGUGCUUGCUACACUUCGAAGCAGCCAAUUCGCUGCCGAGACAGCGACUGAGCAGGGUUCUUUGCUCGACAUGACAAAAGCCAUCCUAGAUGCAGCAAUCCAGGCAGACAGUCAUUCCUCGGGUCUCUUGCGCAACUACCUCGACGAUGACUCGUGGUUUGGAGACGUAGCUGGUACCGCACUGAUGGCCUCGGCGGCCUUUCGAAUGGCUGUUCUGAACGCAAAUAUCUUUGGCGAAAAACACACUGCCUGGGCGACUGCAAAGAUGCACACCGUUGCACGCCAUGUCGAUCCGGAAACAGGCAUUGCCGCCCCGGUAGUGAAUUCUCUGAAAGAGCGCCAGCCCACGCCUUUGCACGGCAUCAACCCCGAAGCCCAAGCCUUUGUCGUCUUGCUCUACACUGCAUACCGCGACUGGAAAGUAGCCGUGGAAAGUAUUUCCGCCUAG